Molecule: messenger RNA, 420 nt
Organism: Puccinia triticina
Lineage: Eukaryota; Fungi; Basidiomycota; Pucciniomycetes; Pucciniales; Pucciniaceae
Exons: 2
Coding region: 1-420 (139 amino acids)
Source: RefSeq, a predicted model, not a curated record
AUGGCCAGCCCCCCCUCAACUCCUCACAAUCGUAAUCCCAGAUCAAAAAAUCCGUGCAAAUCCGCCCGUCGGGAUCCCGCUCCCGCAUCUGAUCGCCGCCAGGGAUCCAGAAACGCCUCAAAGAAAAGGAAAGUCACGGUCUCCUCAGAUGAUGAUGCUCCCGAUCCACACAAUCCAAGCCAAACAGAUACUACAACCAAAUAUCCAUUUUCUGGAACCACACAAGUCGCCAGCCGCACCGGCGAAAUUGUUGUAAUUGACACUGCCCAGGAUUCUGAAGAAGAGAACGGCAAGAAAUCAGCAAGACCGCAGAAGAAAAAGGAUGCGGAUGAAGAUAAAGACGGUUACGAUCAUGUUCGGCUAUACUUUUAUACCCCUGGUAGUGGUCCAAAACAGGUAAAAUCAUUUGAUUACCAAUAG